UUCGACUACGCAACAAGGCCCGCGCUCUGUACAUUGGUCUGAGUCAACGAGCGGACACCGCAAUCAAUAGAGGAUUGGAGCGUAGGUGCUGGCCUGAUAAGAGUCCCAAGACGAUGGCGGCUCCUCCCCAGGACAGCUGCUGGAGUAUACCACUGGUGGCUAUGUCUGCGACCUUCUUCCUCUACAUGACACUGUCCAGUAUGGGCUAUUUGUACGUGCUCCUCAUGGAAAAAUUUCGCGCCAGUCGGGAGAUGGCUUCGUGGCCAGAGAGCAUCAUGAUGCUCACAAUGCACCUCGGCGGAUUCGUGGUCACUGUGCUCCACAGCAGGCUUUCCAUCUUCUACGUGGCGCUCUCGUCGGCUUCUCUCUGCUGCGCUGGCCUCCUGGGCGCUGCAUUCGCACCAGACAUUAAAUGGAUGAUUGUGAUGCUCGGCGCAGUCUACGGUACAGGCGCAGGAGCAUCUAUCAUUUCUCUCACCGUGUACACAAUGUUGUACUUCGACAAGUACAGAGCAACAGCCACAGCCGCCAAGUACGUCGGCAUCGCCGCAUCGGGAAUAGCUGGACCCCUGUUUUUUUCGGCCGCCGCAUCAAAUUACGGCUUGGGAGGAAGCCUCCUUAUCGGCGCAGCAAUAGCUAUGAAUGCCUUGCCACUAGAGAUCUUUCUUCGCAUCCCACGUCCUCUCGUAUUUAGGUUUCAGUGGUGCAAUAUGCGGAACAUGUCAGGUACUGAACACGAAACCAGAAAGGUUACGAAAGGAAGCUGCAAAGAUGUACGCGGAAUUCAGAAAGAUUCAAACAGUGCCAGACCAGCUCAUACUGCGUCACCGGGUGAAGUGAAUUUAAGUGCCCUGGCCCGAAAUGUAGAUCGCAGUGAGGUGUUCUGCGACCGCAAAAUCACUAGUGACGGGAAGGCUUUCCAAGCACAACCGCUACUAGGCGCCAAAACCUCUGCUGGCAAUAGCCAAUCUCGUAAAUGUGGAUCAAUAUGUCUUGACCGCGACGGGCGCAUUUCAUACGGAACAUCGGCAGCUACCGUCUUGCAGUUGCCUUCUGAGUCAAGUAAAAGCAUCUUGGAACAACUGGCUCUCUUCCGGCGGCUUGCCUUCUACGUACUGCUCGUCGUGUACGUCCUCUGCGACUGGACAAUGUCGAUGCACACUACGACCAUUGUGGACUACGGCUGUGACAAGGGAUCUCCCCUCGAGAAGGCAAAGUUAGUGCUCACCUUCAACGCAGCGGGACAGUUCGUCGGAAUGACGCUUUUGCCUUUCGCCUCGGACAACGUAGCUCACAGCCGGUGUCCAUUGGCUGUUGCCUGCUUCGUCGGAUCCGGCGCCUGCUUGGCGUUUAUGCCGUCCGUGCAAACCCUAUCUGCUUUUAUCGCACUGAACCUGGUGCUAGGAGUGUGUCAGGGUUUUCAGACCUGUAUCCGAAGCGUAUUGGUCAACGACCACUGCGGAGUCGAGCGGCUGCCUACGUUCUUCGGCAUGCUUGGACUGACCAUGGUGCCGCUGUCGUUCAGCGGGCCAACAAUCAUAGGUUUCUUCCGCGACACCUUGGGAUCGUACGACAACCUCUACCGGAUGAUGGGAGCAUUGCAUACUUCCAUCGCGCUUCUGCUGUUCGUUCUAGUGUGGCGCGACAAGACGAGGAGAAAAUCUUGCGACCUACCUAUAGCAGCAAUAGGACAUGGAAUCGAAUUAGGUUGUAAAGAUAACUGACAAAAAGAUUUUGA
This is a messenger RNA of Dermacentor albipictus, 1738 nucleotides long. RefSeq names its product monocarboxylate transporter 9-like. Gene Ontology annotation, molecular function: monocarboxylic acid transmembrane transporter activity. Gene Ontology annotation, cellular component: membrane. The record is from RefSeq and is a predicted model, not a curated record. NCBI's taxonomy places the organism in Eukaryota, Metazoa, Arthropoda, Arachnida, Ixodida, Ixodidae. Gene Ontology annotation, biological process: transmembrane transport.